Molecule: messenger RNA, 192 nt
Organism: Dovyalis caffra
Lineage: Eukaryota; Viridiplantae; Streptophyta; Magnoliopsida; Malpighiales; Salicaceae
Source: the annotation of a GenBank genome assembly
AUGGCCAAGUCUUUUCACUAUGUUCUGUUCAUUGUUGCUCUAGAUGAUGCAGUUGCAAUUUCGAAUGUCAUGGUAGAGGCAACGGAUUGCCGCAGAGAAAUAGGUGUUUGUACAGCAGAUUGCAAUGAAGUAUGUGCUUCGAGAUAUCCUUAUGAUGGGCAGGGAGGCUGUGAGAAUGAUAAGGAGGCUUAA